AUGUUUCGUCAUAAUUCAUCAUCAUCAAUGAAAUAUAUAUUAGUUACUGGUGGUGUUAUUAGUGGCAUUGGUAAAGGUAUUAUUUCGUCAAGUAUUGGUACAAUACUUCGUUCUCAUGGAUAUCGUGUAACAUCAAUUAAAAUUGAUCCAUAUAUAAAUAUUGAUGCAGGAACAUUUUCACCAUAUGAACAUGGAGAAGUUUUUGUACUUGAUGAUGGCGGUGAAGUUGAUUUAGAUUUGGGUAAUUAUGAAAGAUUUCUUGAUGUAACAUUACAUCGUGAUAAUAAUAUAACAACCGGUAAAAUCUAUCAAUAUGUUAUUGAUAAAGAACGUCGUGGUGAUUACCUUGGAAAAACUGUACAAGUUGUACCACAUAUAACAGAUGCAAUACAAGAAUGGGUUGAACGUGUUGCACGUAUAUCUGUUGAUGAAGAUAAAGCUGAACCAGAUAUAUGUAUAAUUGAACUUGGUGGUACAAUUGGUGAUAUUGAAAGUAUGUCAUUUGUUGAAGCAUUUCGACAAUUUCAAUUUCGUGUAAAGAAAGAAAAUUUUUGUUUGGUUCAUGUCAGUCUUGUUCCACAACCAAAUUCAACUAAUGAACAUAAAACUAAACCAACACAACAUAGUGUAAAAGAACUUCGUGGUUAUGGUUUAACUCCUGAUCUUAUUAUCUGUCGAUCUGCUACACCAAUGCCAUUAUCAGCUAAAGAAAAAGUUUCAAUGUUUUGUCAAGUUGAUAAAGAACAUGUUAUUUGUAUACCUGAUGUCAAAACAUUAUUUCGUGUUCCAUUAUUAAUGGAAGAAAAUGGUGUGUUUAAUUUUUUAACAACACGUCUUAAUUUAGUUCCAAAAUCAAAUUAUGAUCGUUCACUUAUGAUUAAAUGGCGUGAUCUAGCUGAACGGUAA
Messenger RNA from Rotaria sp. Silwood1, 906 nucleotides. Lineage: Eukaryota; Metazoa; Rotifera; Eurotatoria; Philodinida; Philodinidae. The record is from the annotation of a GenBank genome assembly.